AUGAGGGAAUUGAAAAGAAUCAGAUGGGAACUGAAGAGAAUUAGUUGGGAACUGAAGAGAAUCAUGUGGGAAUUGAAAAUAAUCAGAUGGGAACUGAAGAGAAUCAGGUGGGAAUUGAAAAAGAAUCAGGUGGGAACUGAAAAGAAUCAUGUGGGAACUGAAGAGAAUCAUGUGGGAACUGAAAAGAAUCAGGUGGGAACUGAAAAGAAUCAGGUGGGAACUGAAAAGAAUCAGGUGGGAACUGAAAAGAAUCAUGUGGGAACUGAAAAGAAUCAGGUGGGAAUUGAAAAGAAUCACGUGGGAAUUGAAAAGAAUCAGGUGGGAAUUGAAAAGAAUCAGAUGGGAACUGAAAAGAAUCAGGUGGGAACUGAAAAGAAUCAGUGGGAACUGAAAAGAAUCAGGUGGGAACUGAAGAGACUCUGUUGGGAACUGAGGUGA
Molecule: messenger RNA, 438 nt
Organism: Macrobrachium nipponense
Lineage: Eukaryota; Metazoa; Arthropoda; Malacostraca; Decapoda; Palaemonidae
Product: calcium-binding and coiled-coil domain-containing protein 2-like
Exons: 1
Coding region: 1-438 (145 amino acids)
Source: RefSeq, a predicted model, not a curated record